Molecule: messenger RNA, 354 nt
Organism: Coniosporium apollinis CBS 100218
Lineage: Eukaryota; Fungi; Ascomycota; Dothideomycetes
Exons: 1
Coding region: 1-354 (117 amino acids)
Source: RefSeq, a predicted model, not a curated record
AUGCCAUUCCCAGUCCUAUUCGCGAUCGACGGCUCGCACCGCCAUGAAAUCAUGCUCGUCGAGUCCACCGACUCGCUCAAGGCCCUCAACGCUAAGAUCUCGUCGCUCGCCGCCGAUUCUCCAAACUGCCAGGAGUUCAUGUCCAAGUACAAGAAGAAGGGCGGGGCGCAGCACAUUACGGAGAUGAAGGUGCGCUGGUCGACUGCUGGGCGGGAAGCAAAGACAUGGCCGGCGACGACGACUGUGACACAAGAUAAUCUUGAAGCUGUCUUGAAGAUGGUUGAGAUUAGCGGUAUCGGGAGGGACGUGCUCGAGGUGAAGCUGGAGGCUGGUGAAGAGGAAGGGAAGGAGUAA